AGACUGGUUGUGGUGAGGAUGAGAGAGACUAUGGGUGCCAGGAUGCUCGUGACGCUUGUGUUAGUGUCUGGUGUUAUUUGUGGGACACGCGGGGAUAGCUUCUCUGAAAAGGGUGUUGAGGGCACGAACACCAACGAAGCCCAAGCCAUCAACUUCCUUCGCCAGUACGAUGCCGAAGCCUCAGUCAUGUGCAACCGCUUCAUGGAGGCCAGUUGGGACUUCAACACGAACGUCACUUCGUUCAAUCGCCGGAGAAUGUUAUCGCUGCAGAUGGAGUGGUCUCGGUUCCAUCAUCAGAAGUGGGACCAGGCCACGACCUUCGCGUGGAAGAACUUCUCUUCAGCGCCUGUGAGGAGGAUGUUCUCCUUCGUCACGGUGUUGGGAAGAGCCGCCCUGUCUGAGGAUAAGCUAAAGGAGUUGACAGAGCUGACCCAGGAAAUGAAGUCGUCCUACUCCGCUGCCAAAAUCUGCAGGUACGACCCCACGCGUCGUCGUCUGGAUAACGGAGACUACGACUACAACGCAGACAACGACCUGGACAACGAGAUCGGAUGUACUCCAACGCUCAGUCUCGAACCCCACCUCGUCCAGCUGAUGGCGACCUCCCGCGACCCGGACGAGCUGCGUUACUUGUGGCGCGCGUGGCGGGACGCGGCGGGGCGGCCUCUGCGCCGGCAGUACACGCGUUUCGUCGAGCUCUCCAACGAAGCCGCGAGACUCAACGGCUUCGAAGACGCCGGCGACUUCUGGCGGAGCGACUACGAGACGGAUGACUUCGAGGACAUCAUCGACGGGCUGUGGGCGGAGCUGAGGCCGCUGUACGAGCAGCUGCACGCUUAUGUGCGCAGGAAGCUCAUCGAGAAGUACGGCGACACCAUCGUACCGCCCACGGGCCCCAUCCCCGCCCAUCUCUUGGGCAACAUGUGGGCACAGACAUGGACCCACAUCAUGGACCUGACGGUGCCCUACCCCGGACGGCCGAGCGUGAGCGUGACCAACUCCCUCCGUCGCCAGGGAUAUUCGCCCUUCGACAUGUUCCGGCUGUCGGAGUCCUUCUUCAUCUCCCUCGGUCUCGAGCCGAUGCCCUCGACCUUCUGGCAGAAGUCUCUCCUCAUUAAGCCCUCUGAUAGAGACGUUAUCUGCCACGCUUCCGCUUGGGAUUUCUGCAAUGGUAUAGACUACAGAAUCAAGCAAUGUACCCAAAUUACGAUGGAAGACCUGAUAACAGCGCACCACGAAAUGGGUCACAUCCAAUACGAUCUCCAGUAUCGCAACCAGCCCUUCAUCUUCAGGGACGGUGCUAACCCCGCCUUCCACGAAGCGGUGGGCGACGUCCUAGCCCUCUCGGCCGCCACGCCCUCGCACCUUCAGGAGAUCAACCUCCUCGCCAACGUCGACGAAUCCUUCGAGAACGACAUCAACUUCCUCUUCUCGAUGGCGCUGGACAAGAUCGCUUUCCUGCCGUUCGGUUAUCUCGUGGACAAGUGGCGUUGGGAAGUGUUUAGCGGAGAAAUCAGUGAGUCAGAGUACAACAGCCGCUGGUGGGAUCUUAGGGUGAACUACCAGGGUGUGUCUGCGCCCUUGCUAAGGGACGAGGAUGACUUCGACCCCGGCGCCAAGUUCCACAUCCCGGCUAAUGUGCCUUACGUGAGGUACUUCGUGAGCUUCAUUGUGCAGUUCCAGUUCCACGCUGAGCUCUGCAAGGCCGCAGGGCACACGGGCCCACUCCACCGCUGCAACAUCUACCGCUCUGCCGAAGCUGGGAGGCUCUUGAGGAACGUCCUUUCCCUCGGCAAGUCUCGCCCUUGGCCCGAGGCGCUCUCCGUGCUCACCAGCGGCCGCACCGACCGUCUAGAAGCAGGACCUAUUCUCGAGUAUUUCCAGCCUCUCAUGUCCUGGCUCGAGUCUCAGAACAAGGACGAGUUCAUUGGGUGGCAGGAAAACGAAGCCAUCGUCCUGGGCGUGGUGAGCUCCAAUGCCUCCGUGGUGACGGGCGUCAUCCUCGCCUUCAUCGCCAUCGUCCUCCUCGUCGCCCUCGUCAUCAUCGCCGUCAGGAAGUUGCGGUCGUCAGGCGGGUCCUUCACCGCUCCUGCGCCGGGGACCUGAGACGAGGCGGACCCGAAGCCUGAGGUUGAAAUUAUCGAGGAGGAUUUAGGGACAAUUUAGCAGAGAAUGAUUGUUUGUUUUCUCUCAUUUUUUAACGGUAUAUUUAUAAUAAGAUUCCUAUUUAUGUAGUCCAUUUUGUUGGCAACUUAUGUCCCAACUGUCUUUAUAGCUUGUACUUUAUGAAAAGAAUCGUUUCAAGUUUUUUUUUUAAGGGGGUCCCGUGCACUGAUCUCUCUUUCUCUGUUUAUUUGUCAAGAAGAAAAAAUGCAAGCUACCUCAAGAAAAAAAAGUAACAAUAAUCAACCAGUAUAAGAAGACCAAAGAUAAGUGUUUAAUCUCUUAGACGCCACAAGAGCGCCUCCUUGCCAGACUUGAGGACAUCCAACAAUCAGCGCUCAUUCUCUGCUGCAAUCACCUCCUUUGAAAGUCCCUCUCCACGGGCUUUUGUUCUCUCCACGACUUUCAUCUCGGACUUCGGGUCUGUGAUUAUGAAACUAGUCCCGUCCUUUGGCUUUGGUCUGACUGUUCCAAGGCUGUACGGAGGAAUGAUAAGUGUCUUCGGGAGCCAUAGUAAAGAGUUCCGAAGCCCGUCCGAAUUUUCGAGCAUAAGGACCACGCGGCGGUACUUGAAAGUAUGAUGUACAAAGUUCACACACACGUUAUUAUGCGCGAUUAAGGUCUUUACGGCGAUGUGUCCUUUUCAGCCGUACAGCUCAUGAGUUUUGUAUCUUAUCUUACAUGCUGCCAAGGUUAGUGGUUCCAGGUUUGGGCUUGAGAGAUUCUAAUGGAGCGCGAGUGCUCACCGUGUCAACAGAUGAUAUACAUCCCCAUCACUGUAUAUAGAUAAUUCACAUCAUCAGUUCUGUCUGAUAUCUUAGGUGUGUUUAUGGACCUCCAGUGCCAAAAAGACAGCGAACCACUCACCCAUGGCAUGCGAUUUCUGAACCAAAUCUUUCAAAAAAUGAACACUACUUGGGGGACACGUAGCAAUGUCCUCUCAAUCUGUGUUGUAUAAAUCGAGCAUAUGUAUAAAAUACGCAAACCUUUUUCUUCCACCACACGCUUAAUUAUUCUUAAAGGAGAAGGAAGCAAUAUCUGUGACCUUGCUGGACCUCCCGUCAUCACAGUUCAGUCAACACAAGGAUGGAACUAAGCAAGACUCUAGGAACCGAUCGAGCCUUUUCUCUCGGAGCGAAAGAACCAUUGCCUUUCAGCCGAGAGGUUCUUGGUAGUCGUAAGGGAGUCACUCUUGUUGGUGUUGUCUUCGAUUUUUUUUUUUUUUUUUGUUAUUCAUGUGGUAGCACCGUUGAAGUCGUAGUGUAAGAUAAAUGAAAAGCAAAGUUUAGCUAUGUAGACGUGAUUUAGAUGUUAUUUUUUUCUUCAAUGUUAUGAAACUGUCUUUAAUCACGCUUCUGUUAGGCUUUAUUACAAGCCCUAUAAACCCAUGGCAAAAAAAAAUCAUGCAUCCUCUCACGAAUCACGAAAUACACGCCAUUAUCCUGCACUUUACGUUGAUGCUUUAAUAUGAAAUUAUAUUCACGCACUUUUUAUGAUUUGUAUAGCAAUGUUUCUAUACGUAAAUAAAAUGUAUUUGUAA
Penaeus indicus is the source of this 3703-nucleotide messenger RNA. Its product is annotated as angiotensin-converting enzyme-like. The coding region runs from base 19 to 2106 and encodes 695 amino acids. Gene Ontology annotation, biological process: proteolysis. Gene Ontology annotation, molecular function: peptidyl-dipeptidase activity; metallopeptidase activity. The transcript is spliced from 13 exons. Gene Ontology annotation, cellular component: plasma membrane. The record is from RefSeq and is a predicted model, not a curated record. Lineage: Eukaryota; Metazoa; Arthropoda; Malacostraca; Decapoda; Penaeidae.